This is a messenger RNA of Fusarium fujikuroi IMI 58289, 1080 nucleotides long. RefSeq names its product related to putative arabinase. Bases 1 to 1080 code for a protein of 359 amino acids. The transcript has a single exon. The record is from RefSeq and is a predicted model, not a curated record. NCBI's taxonomy places the organism in Eukaryota, Fungi, Ascomycota, Sordariomycetes, Hypocreales, Nectriaceae.
AUGUUAUCUAUACUCAACCCAUCCAUCAUUCUCAGUGCUUUGGCGGUCUUGCCGAUCCUCACCUCUGCGUCGCCUACAGGUGCACCAAGUGGACCGCAAGCUGCGAAGAGGGAGAUUAGUUGCAACUCCAACUACGAAGGCUACGCCUUUCUCUACUUCAGCAACCGCGAUGAAAACAUUUAUCUGGCUGCCAGUAACGGAAACGACGCCCUGUCCUUCACCGAGCUCAAUAAUGGCAAGCCCAUCUUGACAUCCACCAAAGGUGAUGGCGGAGUCCGCGAUCCCUUCAUCCUGAGGUCGCAUGAGGGAGACAAAUUCUACAUCUUGGCGACUGAUCUUUGCAUCGGCUGCGGCACCAGCUGGGGAGACGCCCAACGCUUUGGCAGUCGAUAUCUCGAGAUCUGGGAGUCAAAAGACCUCAUCAAUUGGAGUGCCCAGCGUCACAUUCAGGUCUCGCCAGAUAACUACGGCAAUACUUGGGCACCCGAAGCUUAUUAUGAUGAUGAACUAAAGACCUAUGUUGUCUACUGGGCGUCUGGUAUCUAUGAUAAUGAGGCAAACCCCAAUCAUGAUCCUAUCGAGUACCAGCGUAUGGUGUACGCUACGACGGAUGAUUUUAUCACGUUCAGCGAGCCAAAGAUCUGGCAAGAUGAACCUCCGAAUGGCCGCAUUGACUCUACUGUUAUCAAGGAAGAUGGCGUCUAUUAUCGUUUCACAAAGGCUACAAUCGAUGGCUGUGCGGAUAUUGUAGAGGAAAGCAGUUCUUCAUUGACUGCAGGGUUAUCCAACUGGCAUCGGAUUGCAAGCUGUAUCGGAAAGAAUGCGGGAACCCAAGAGGUGGAAGGGCCUUCGAUCUUCAAGACCAACUGCAAGGAUGUCAAUGGUGCUAGGUAUAUUCUCCUUGCUGAUGAGUUUGGCGGUAAUGGUUAUGUCCCGCUCGAGUCAAGCGACCUCGCUGGUGGGAAGUGGACACUGCGUACGGGGUAUAAAUACCCUGAGUCUCCUCGUCAUGGCACCAUAAUUCCCGUGACUUUGGAGGAAUUGGAAGGCAUCCAGAAGGCUUUUGCCAACACGGCCUGA